GAUUCCAAAGCGCAGUGCACGGUUUUCACGUUGUCAACUCCCAAUGCUGACGAAGCAGCUAACCAUAAACAAGGGUUUCACUUUUUACUGCUUCUGCUGCUGCUGUGCUUUCUUCUCCGCACACAUUGUUUCAGUGAUCGAAUGAAUGAAUAAAUUUUUAGUCUCCCACAACGAAAUUGGGGCAUUAUUAUUCGUCAACAACAAUUUUCCUCCAUCGGCGAGCUCCGGAAAAGCUGUGAAUCGAGGGUUUUUGGUUUCGUUUAGGGGAAAACGGAGGCGCUUUGCAGAUAAAUUGAUGGUAAGCAUGUUGAUACCUAAGGAGCCGGAACAAGUAAUUAAGCAGAGAGAUGGAUCCGUGCUGGGAAAGAAGACUAUUCUCAAGAGCGACCAUUUUCCAGGUUGCCACAACAAGCGCUUGCUUCCUCAUAUUGACGGCGCCCCCAAUUAUCGCAAGGCGAGCUCGUUGCCUGUUCAUGGGGUAGCGAUUCCAACUAUUGAUGGCAUCCGAAAUGUUCUCACGCAUAUCAGGGCUCACAUGAAUGGAGAGCAGAUUCGUGUGCUCUGGAUUAGUCUUCGCGAGGAACCGGUGAUAUACAUUAACAGUCGGCCUUUUGUUCUACGUGAUGUUGAGCAGCCCUUUUCGAAUCUUGAAUAUACGGGCAUUAACAGGGUCAGGGUAGAGCAAAUGGAAGAUCGAUUGAAAGAAGAUAUCCUCGCAGAAGCUGCUAGGUAUGGAAAUAAAAUCCUUGUAACUGAUGAACUACCAGAUGGGCAGAUGGUGGAUCAAUGGGAGCCAGUUUCACAUGACUCUGUUAAAACACCUUUAGAGGUGUACGAGGAAUUGACAAAUCAGUUCCUUGUUGAUUAUGAACGUGUUCCUAUAACUGAUGAAAAGUCUCCUAAAGAACAGGAUUUUGAUAUUCUGGUCCAAAAGAUUUCUCAAGCGAAUGUAAGGACAGAGAUUGUAUUUAACUGCCAAAUGGGGCGUGGACGUACAACCACAGGGAUGGUUAUUGCGACACUGAUUUAUUUUAACCGCAUUGGAGCUUCAGGCAUUCCUAGAACCAAUUCUAUGGGAAGAGUUUCUGAUUUAAGUGCUAGCAUUUCAACGGAGUUACCAAAGUUAGAGGAAUCUAUCCGCAGAGGAGAAUAUGCUGUCAUUAGGAGUCUCAUUCGAGUUCUGGAGGGUGGUGUUGAAGGCAAGAGGCAGGUUGAUAAAGUCAUCGAUAAAUGUGCAUCUAUGCAGAAUCUACGUGAAGCUAUUUCUAGUUAUCGAAGUAGUAUUCUGUGUCAAGCUGAUGAAAUGAAGAAGGAAGCAUCUCUUUCCUUUUUUGUAGAGUACCUGGAAAGAUAUUAUUUUCUUAUCUGCUUUGCUGUAUAUCUUCAUACAGAAAGAGACGCUCUCUAUCCUAUAUCUCCUGCUCAAUGCAGUUUCACAGAGUGGAUGAGAGCUAGACCAGAGCUUUAUAGUAUAUUGCGCAGAUUGCUUAGGAGAGAUCCAAUGGGGGCUCUAGGUUUUACCAAUUUGAAACCACCUGUACCGACAAAUGCUGAAUCUGUUGAUGGCCGCCCAUUAGAGAUGAGCCAAGUUGCUGCCUUAAGGAAUGGAGAGGUCCUUGGAAGUCAAACAGUUCUCAAAAGUGACCAUUGUCCUGGUUGUCAACAUCCUUGUUUACCGGAAAGACUGGAGGGUGCUCCCAAUUUUAGAGAAAUUCCAGGGUUUCCAGUUUAUGGUGUUGCUAAUCCAACUGUCGAUGGAAUCAAAUCAGUCAUUCAAAGGAUUGGUAGCUCAAGAGGUGGCUGUCCAGUACUGUGGCACAAUAUGAGAGAAGAACCUGUUGUUUACAUUAAAGGAAGACCAUUUGUACUUCGGGAAGUUGAAAGACCGUACAAAAAUAUGCUCGAGUAUUCGGGAAUUGACUGUGAAAGAGUUGAAAGAAUGGAAGCUAGGCUGAAGGAUGAUAUUUUGCGUGAAGCUGAGCGUUAUCAGGGUGCCAUAAUGGUCAUUCAUGAAACUGAUGAUGGAAAAAUAUCAGAUGCUUGGGAACACGUGGACACAAAUGCUGUUCAGACCCCAAGGGAGGUAUUUAGCUGCUUUGAAGCUGAUGGUUUUCCCAUCAAAUAUGCACGUGUUCCAAUAACAGAUGGAAAAGCUCCUAAAGGUUCUGACUUUGACACUUUGGCCAUGAAUGUUGUGUCUGCCUCCAAAGACACAGCUUUUGUUUUUAACUGCCAGAUGGGGAUUGGACGGACAACAACUGGUACUGUUAUUGCUUGUCUUUUGAAGCUCCGGAUAGACUAUGGAAGGCCAGUCAGAGUGUUAGUUGAUGACCCAUCACAGAAAGAGCUUAGUAGCCGCAGAGAUGAUGAGAGUGAAGAAUGUAUAACAUCAUCAUUAUCUUCUUCCGAAGGAGUUAGGCCUGGGGAAGACUCUUGUCAUUCAUUUGGGAUUAAUGACAUCCUAUUGUUGUGGAAGAUUACAAGAUUAUUUGAUAAUGGGGUGGAAUGCCGAGGCGCUUUAGAUGCUAUAAUAGAUAGGUGUUCAGCACUUCAGAAUAUUCGCCAAGCUGUCUUGCAGUAUAGGCAGCUGUUUAAUCAACAGCAUAUGGAGCCUCGAGAAAGACGAGUAGCAUUAAACCGUGGUGCUGAAUAUUUGGAACGAUAUUUCCGCCUAAUUGCUUUUGCAGCAUAUCUAGGAAGCGAAGCAUUUGAUGGUUUUUGUGGACAAGGAGAGUCAAGAAUGACUUUUAAAAACUGGUUACAUCAGAGACCAGAGGUUCAAGCCAUGAAAUGGUCCAUCAGAUUAAGACCUGGACGAUUCUUUACUAUCCCUGAGGAAUUGAGAGCUCCAUAUGAUUCUCAACAUGGAGAUGCUGUGAUGGAGGCAAUUGUCAAGGAUCGUAAUGGCUCAGUUUUGGGGAAGGGCUGUAUUCUUAAGAUGUAUUUCUUUCCCGGUCAAAGGACUUCUAGCCACAUACAAAUCCAUGGUGCACCAAAUGUAUACAAGGUGGAUGGAUAUCCUGUGUUUAGCAUGGCAACCCCAACAAUUGCUGGUGCAGAAGAGAUGUUAGCAUAUUUAGGCACCAAGCCCAUAGCAGAAGGAAGUUCUCAAAAAGUAGUUUUAACAGAUUUACGGGAAGAGGCUGUUGUUUACAUCAACAACACACCUUUUGUCCUUAGGGAACUCAAUAAGCCUGUUGAUACACUCAAGCACAUAGGAAUCACUGGCCAAGUGGUGGAACAGAUGGAGGCACGUUUGAAGGAAGAUAUAAUUUCUGAGAUAAAAAAAUCUGGUGGUAGGAUGCUUUUACAUCGCGAAGAGUAUGAUCCUGCAUCAAAACAGGCCAGUGUUAUAGGAUACUGGGAGAAUAUUUUUGUAGAUGAUGUUAAGACUCCAGCAGAAGUAUAUGAUGCUCUAAAGCAUGAAGGGCAUAACAUGGCUUACCGGAGGAUCCCAUUAACUAGAGAAAGAGAAGCUCUACCUUCAGAUGUUGAUUCCAUCCAGUAUCGAAAGGAUGACUCUGCAGGGUCUUAUCUUUUCAUAUCACAUACAGGAUUUGGAGGGGUUGCGUAUGCAAUGGCUAUCAUUUGUAUGAGGCUUGAAGCAGAGGCAGCACUAAAAUCACAUGUCUCACGAUCUGUCGGAAUUUCAAGCUCAACUAAUUCAGUUAAACAACAAUUUAAUUCUGAUGAUGAAGCAAGAAAACUGGGUGAUUACAGAGACAUUUUAAGCUUGAUAAGAGUCCUUGUCCAUGGUCCUGAGAGCAAAGCAGAUGUGGACUCAGUUAUAGAUAGGUGCGCCGGUGCUGGACACUUGAGAGAUGAUAUUCUAUACUACAGCAAGGAACUUGAAAGGCUUUCAAAUGAUAGUGAUGAACAUCGGGCAUACCUUGUUGAUAUGGGUAUUAAAGCUCUGAGGCGAUACUUCUUCCUGAUCGCGUUUAGAUCCUAUCUGUACAGCACAUCAGCCAGUGAGACGAAAUUCACAACUUGGAUGGAUGCGAGGCCUGAACUGGGCCAUCUUUGUAAUAAUCUUAGAAUUGAUAAGUGAUUAUAGUGUAGAAAUUAUGUAUAGAGUAAACGCUGCUUGUCUUUAAUAUACUUAUCAUAUAAUGAGAAGUUGAGAAAUUCACCUCAUAAAUGUUUGUUUGAACUUUAAACGCUACUACAAUGAUUCUAUUAUUACCAAGAUUGUGGCCUCAGGUCUGUCCGAGCUAGGCAAAACAUUCAUUGGAAAAGUAAAUAUUGUGACUCAAAGUAAGUUUAAGUAUUGGGGCUACUACCUUGUUAGUGUUUUCA
Molecule: messenger RNA, 4299 nt
Organism: Salvia splendens (bonfire salvia)
Lineage: Eukaryota; Viridiplantae; Streptophyta; Magnoliopsida; Lamiales; Lamiaceae
Product: paladin
Exons: 20
Coding region: 146-4051 (1301 amino acids)
Source: RefSeq, a predicted model, not a curated record